AUUUCCCUCCAGCUAUGAAGCUAUGUCAAUAUUUUGUAUCUUUUCCAGGUGUUCAUGUUCACAGUUUCAAGAGAGAGCUGUAUUUUCCAGGUUCGGGUCAUGACGUCGCUGUCAGACACUCAGGAAAUAGAAGAGCAGAUACAAGACCGACUGCUGACGCCUUAUAACAAUGGAUCCAUCUCCAUAGCAACUGAGGACAUAGAGAUACGCCGAAUAUUGAUAUUAAAGUGCAACGCAGCAACCCAGUACACACGGAAAGGACUGUUUGAGUGGCAAGACACUUCAGGAGGAAAAACUUCAACUCAGCCGUGCCCGAAAAACCCUCAGCGCUCCGCCACCCGGCUCUGUAAACUGUGCCUCAGCACCCACUGGAUGGCUGCACACCUGGAAGACUGCCUCCUGGUGGUGGAAACCAUCCCUGAUUUGGAUCAUGUCCAAGUCACUGCUGACAAUGCACAGGACGUGGUGGAUAUGAUUGAGGGUUUACUGAGAAACCACUCCACACUCAACUACCAGGAGCUGCUCACCGUCCUCAACAAGCUGCAGGACGUCGUCAACCAAAGUCAACUCACACUAAACCUGGGCCAAGCUCUCAUCGACGCCAUCUCUGACAUCCUGGAGUCUGACAGCGACCUGCUGCCUUUCACCAACAUGAUCCUAAAUAUAACCGAUGCGGUAGGGAACAUGAUGGCGGGCUUCUUCGGCUCCUUCACCCUGGUGGCGUCUGCCAUUGCUCUGUCGGUGGUGGAUGUCGAUCCCGGACAGUUCAGCAGUUUGACAUUCGGAGUGUCAUCUGUCCGCGCAGGCAGAAAGCCUGAGAUAUUCAUCAACAAGUUUCCCUUCAACGGCACGGUGGCGUUCAUCUCCCUGCCAUCCGCCCUGCAGCACAGCUUCCCACAGGGCAACCACAGCACGCCGAGGGUCAAGUUUCAGUUCUUCGGCAUCCCAAUGCUCUUCCAGAGCAGCCAAAAGGGGCAGCAGCGCCUGAACACCUUUGUGGUGUCAGCCAGUGUGAUCAACGCCAUCUCUCCCAUCAAAGACCUGGAUGAAGAUGUCAAAGUCACGCUCCACCAUCUCACACCCAACACACUUCGUAAGAAGGUGCAGUGCGUGUACUGGAACUUCAAUAAAAACAACGGACAGGGAGGCUGGGACGAUCACGGCUGCAGGACGUACAACAGCAGCUCGGACUACACCACGUGCCUGUGUGACCACCUCACGCAUUUUGGAGUUCUUCUGGAUGUCUCCAGGACUCAGCUGGACGCGGCUAACGAGCAGAUCCUGACCAUCAUCACCUACGCCGGAUGUGGAGUCUCAUCGGUGUUUUUGGGAAUCACCGUCCUCACUUACAGCGCCUUCGAGAAGCUUCGUCGGGACUACCCGUCUCAGAUCCUCAUCAACCUCUCCCUGGCCCUGCUGGGCUUGAACCUGGUGUUUCUGGUCAACUCCUGGAUGUCCUCCUGGGGCGUAUACGGCCUCUGUGUGGCCGUAGCCUCCAUGCUGCACUACUUCCUCCUGGCGUCGUUCACCUGGAUGGGUUUAGAGGCCGUCAACAUGUACUUUGCUCUCGUCAAAGUCUUCAACGUCUACGUGCCCUCUUACAUCCUCAAGUUCUGUGCGCUGGGAUGGGGGAUUCCCUUGGUGAUCUGCACCCUCGUGCUCAUCGUGGACAGAGAGGCCUACGGCAGUCGCCUGCACACCGGCGCCCAGCUGAGCCUGGAGCCUCUGGACGACUCGGACAACUUCUGUUGGCUUCAGGACGAUGUGACGUUUUACGUGUCCGUCGUUGGCUACGCGGCGCUGGUCUUUCUCUUCAACAUUGCGGUUUUUGUGGUGGUACUGAUCCAGAUUCGCCACAUGCGAGACAACAGACCGGCUGGGACCCGCAGCGGCCUCAUGCAGGACCUGAAGGGAGUUGCCAGCCUCACCUUGUUGCUGGGACUAACAUGGGCGGUUGGCUUCUUCACCUUCGGGCCCGGCAGAAUAGUUCUGCUCUACCUCUUCGCUGGACUCAACACCCUGCAAGGACUUUUCAUCUUCCUCUUCCACUGCCUGAUGAAGGAGAAUGUGCGUAAACAGUGGAGGAUUCACCUUUGCUUUGGACGUUUCCGACUGGAUGAGUACUCUGAAUGGAGCAACUCUGCAUCCGUUGGAUUUACAGUCAAACCCAAAUCAAAUCCUCCCAGAGCACUGGUACCCUCGGUGUGCUCAGUCAAGUCCAGCUCCACAGCCAGCACUUCUGCUUCCUCCGACUCCAGCCAGAGGAACUCAUCCUGCAAGAGGCCAGACCUGGGCCUUUUUGUGAAUUCCCUGGCUCUCCCUCGUGCCCAGAGGAGAUCCUCGGGUCCAGAAGCUCCGCCUCCCCAGAGGGAGGUGACCCCGACACCUGGAUGGGAGAAUCACUUGCUCGGCCAGCAGGAGCAAAGAUAAAGCACACAGGACCAGACACGGGCAUCUGCAUACAGACACACGCAGACAUGCAAAUCCCAAGUCAUGAAAUCUUGAAAAGAAAAAGAAAAAAAGCCACAUUAACAUAUACAUUGUGCUCCAAUAAAGAGAUAUGAAAUUAAUUCUAUUGUAUUCCAGCUCCAUUAGGUAAUUUUACCAUGCAAUUCUAUCGUUUUGUGAUUUUGCUAAAUAUUGUAAAAGAGCCUGUAAUUAUUUAGACAUGAGUAGUUGCAUCCAUUCCAAGGGAGAGUUGGUUGCCAAGCAACUGGUGAGUGGAGCCAUGGUGACAAUGGACUGUGGUAUCAUAGUUUGUAUGAGGAAAUACACAUUUUAAUUUAAGAUGAUGCAAGGCUCUCUGUGUUCCCUUUUCUCCUUGAUUUGUGACCGAAUGUGUGUAUUUGUAUGGGUUUAAAUAAGGAAUUAAAAUACUCUCUUUCCUUCA
Pseudoliparis swirei is the source of this 2890-nucleotide messenger RNA. It is a transcript of the gene adgrg4b, whose product is annotated as adhesion G-protein coupled receptor G4. Gene Ontology annotation, biological process: cell surface receptor signaling pathway; adenylate cyclase-activating G protein-coupled receptor signaling pathway. Bases 55 to 2430 code for a protein of 791 amino acids. NCBI's taxonomy places the organism in Eukaryota, Metazoa, Chordata, Actinopteri, Perciformes, Liparidae. The record is from RefSeq and is a predicted model, not a curated record. Gene Ontology annotation, molecular function: G protein-coupled receptor activity. The transcript is spliced from 18 exons. Gene Ontology annotation, cellular component: membrane.